AUGAACUUCCAAAACCUCAACUUCGACUUCGUGGAAGCACCUCGACAGGGUCCUCCUCCCAAGAAGCAAACUCCAGGUCAACAGUCAAUUGACGACGACGAUCAAUCGCAACCGAUUCUUCACCCCUAUUAUGAUCUUAGACAACGUGUAGGACGAAACUCAACAAACCCUUCAGCAUCACCACCUGGUGCUCUCUUCUUCGCGCCAUCACCACCUUCUAUGCCACCAUCCAAACUUACAGCCUCAUCAGCCGAGAUCUACGGUCCUGAACGACUAUUUGGUUCUGAGCUUCCUGGUGGCUUCGCAGCACCUACACCACCAACUCAGACGCAACGUACUGUUCCACCUGGUGCUCCUGUCGCCCCUCGGGUUGCACCGCGUGUCGCACCUCCUGUUGCGCCUGUUGCAUCUACUACUCCAGGAUCUGUCCGCUUCGACGAGGCACAAUUGGCCAUGUUCGCCACCGAGAACUCUGCUCGCAUGGCGAGUAUCAAGGACGAGUUGACAAUAGCCGCUGGCAAAGUCACCCCCGGUGUUGAUGAUACACCAUAUAUUCAGUAUGCCCUCGAGGCCCUGACAAGAAACCAUGGUGGUCCAUCUGCGGCGCAUUUCCCCUCUGGCUCUUCAAGGGACUACGAGGAGGAUUACCCGCAACCCAGACGGUAUGCCGACGGAGAGAUGGGGUACCCUCAAUUGAAACACCCGGAGCCAGCUUACGUUGAAGAUCGUUUACCAGAACCGAUCGAGACGCAAGCUCCUCGGCGAGAGAUGCCCGAUACCGCCAUGCAUCGUGCGCCCGCUGCUCGUCACGACGAUCCAACUGCACGCCGCGAUGUAUCAAACCCAGCUCAAUUACCGACUCCUACGAAUCCCUCUGACUCUGAUCAAUUUGUCCAGCGGGAAAAGCCUCGACCCAGAUCUAUCCCUAUUGACCGAGCGCAACCUCCUCUUACUUUCAAGCCCGCCAUUAUCCGACCAGUCUCCAUGAGCAUUCUUGCAUCAUUAUGUUUAAUCAUGAUCGCCGCUCUCAUCUUCUGUGCUGUCUACUCACAAAAAGACGACGGGUUCACUCCAUACCCUGGAAGUAUCUACAGUGGCCAAUACUUUUUGUUCCGAAUACUGCCUCAAAUAUUCGCAGGCAUUAUCCUAAUCUACGCACAAUCUGUUGUUGCUACUUCGAUGCGAACCCUCCCAUUCUCAGCCAUGGCCGAUGCCGAGCCCCGAGCACGAUAUCUCGCACUAUUCCGAAGACUCUAUCCUCUAACAUUCUUGCUGCCAUCAUUCACAGGACCUUGGCAGUUCCAGUUCUUCAGUGUGUGCACAUGGCUCGCCAACUUUACAAUCCCACUUAUGAGCACAGCUUUCUCGUGUAUCUACAAGGAACGCUGGGUUUGGGCUGCAGUUCAGGGCAUCACAUGGACUCUUGUUGUGCUCUACGUCUUGCUACUAGCAGCGACUAUCAUCUUGAUGUUGUUCUGGUUCAACCGAUGGACGGGACUCAUGUGGGAUGUGCGAUCUCUCGGGCAUCUUCUUCCCCUGUUGAGCCAGAGCAACACUACUCGCAGCUAUGAGGGUAUCGAUGUAGUCCAACGAAGCUCCCUGUUCCAGGCCCAGCUCCGAGAUCGCCAUCUUGACAGACUUGGAUACUGGCAGAUGGAUGGCCAGCAAGGCGGCAUGUGGUACGGCAUCGGCUCUGUUGGUGAGGAUGCGCAAGGCGAUCGCAGGACAUACAACAUUAUUCCCAAGAAGGCCAGCUACAACAUCUCGCCGGCGUCGUCCCGGGAUGACCUCGAGGCUGAGGCCCGCUAUGCGCAUUACAGGUACUUGCCUAUCGCCCUGCGCACUCCUGUGAUCCUGGGUUCAGUCGUUUUCAUGACUCUCCUCAUCCUUGCCAUUCUUCUGGUCUCAUUCUUGCCCCAGACCAGACUUGACCAGGGCUAUUUCCCUCAAGUCCCAGCACGACCCGGAAAUGGGGCAUUUUCUGCCGCCAACUUCCUCUACGCCUUUGUUCCUUCGCUCCUGGGCAUGAUCAUGUUCCUUCUAUUCCAAAGCGUUGACCACUCCUUGCGUGUUCACCAACCUUGGGCAGAUCUAUCCAAACCCUCAGGCGCAAUUGCUUCCCAGUCCAUCCUAGCCGAUUAUGCUGCUUGCCUACCCUUCCAAUGCACAUGGAGGGCUCUCCGCAACGGCCACUGGCGUGUGGCGGUAACUUCCUUCAUGGCGACAAUCUUCAUCUUCAUCCCCAUCCUUGUGGGCGGUCUCUUCAUGGCCCUGACCAACUCCCGUGUGCAAGUCAAGAUGUUCCCUAACAUGCCCGUCUUCGGUGUCCUGCUCGCCUUCCUCUUUCUCUACCUUGGCUGCCUUACUCUGAUGCUGCCAGGCCGUCAGGCCCUACGUAUCCCCCACCCCGUCGACUGCCUUGCCGAGCUCAUCGCCCUCUGUACGUCCGAGGAGACGGUUCAUGAUGCCGCCUUCUUGGCAGUUCGUGACACCGCGGAUCUCAAAUCCCGCCUGGGUCUUGAUCGCACCGAGGCCCGCGAUCAGUCAAUGUGGUACUUUGGCGUUGCAGCAGGCCGUGAUGAGCGUUGCCUGAGCGUUCGCCCCAUGAAAAAGUUUACCGAGAAAACGAUGAGAAGAUAA
Molecule: messenger RNA, 2640 nt
Organism: Fusarium sp. VM40
Lineage: Eukaryota; Fungi; Ascomycota; Sordariomycetes; Hypocreales; Nectriaceae
Source: the annotation of a GenBank genome assembly